AUUGAGGGAUAUGCUUCUCUAUGUUCGAUUCGAACUCUCGCCAAAUAAUAUCACACUGAUUGCGUUGACAGUUAGCAUUGGAGUUAUUCGUGUGACGUUUUCUUUUUCUCUUGUAUUAAUGGCAUGAAUUAUUUUUUUCUGGUUAGCAUUUUUCAGUACAAAUGUCAGGACAGUUCUAUAGUAUGAGGCGGAAACUUGGACAACCACGAAAGCCAUCAUCCAGAAGGUACAAGUGUUUAUUAACAGUUGUCCACGCAAAAUACUCCGAAUCCGUUGGUCAGACACUAUCAACAACAACCUACUAUGGGAGAGAACAAACCAGAUUUCAGUGGAGGAAGAAAUCAAGAAGAAGUGAUGGAAGUGAAUAGGACAAACAUUGAGGAAAGCACCCAACUGCAUCACAAGGUAAGCCCUCAUUUGGAGUCCUCAAUGCUAAAUGAGAAGAGGAAGACCAUUGAGCACAUUACUUCGAGAAAUGGAGACAGUCAUGAGAAGAAUGAACAAGAACUGGAUAAACUAGAAAGGAAGGCAGGCUGGGACAUAAUGGGUUGUAGAAUGCUGGUCGGCGACCUAUCCUCUAUUGGGGUUAACAGGCGUAAUUGCUUACCAGUUUUUUGUAGAUCAGUUACAAGAAAGCAUUGAUCAAAACACUAUAUCAUAGAGUAGAAACGAUAUGUAUUAUUGGCAAGUUGGUAAGAGAAUUGGUGAACACUGAAAAAUGACCAAGAGGCAAAUGCUACAAACAGAAAUUUACUGAAAAAUGUGAAGAAUUUAGGGAAAACAAGACGGGUAUGACAACAGUCGAUGAAAAACCAUUAUCUAUAAAUCUCUACUUCAAAUGUUAUGACGUCAUAAGCAGGAGGGUUAACACUGCAUUAAACUGAACUGAACAUGCAGUCAAACUGCAUAAAACAUAUUGAACAUAUCAAUAAAAGUUUGACAAAUACCCCCUUUAUGUUACCUCCAACUGUGCCUGCACAUUUACACGUACCCAUCAAAGCAGCUAUAUUAGCUGAGCAGAAAAAAGAGAAUAUCAUAAAACUUUUUAACAUUUUCCUAAAAGCCUUCGAAGAAGAGGAAAACUAUCUUAAAUAGCUUAAUUAGUAAACGUCUCUUCGAUACAGGACAUCAGUUCGACUUGUGAUCUAUUAAGGUGAUUAAUAACCAGUCAAGCCCCAAUCCUCUGAAGUUUGUUGAAGGCAUUGGUCUCAGGCGUCAGAAACCUUAUUUUUCUGUCCAAAAAUGUGAUGGUUGUUAAUCUUUCUUUGCCUUGGCAACAAAUAUCCCUUCGUUUCAUUAUAACAUUUUGUUCAACUGUUUCUUUCAAUUAAUUCGACUGUCUUCUAGAUUAACAAUCUUAUUUUAUUAAUUGAGCUUUACUCACUUUAUUCUUAAUUAUCAGUGUUUACUCAUUGCGUAAUCACUUGUUUCUAGCCCCUUUAGACUUCCGUUAGCAUCACUGUUGUAGAAUGUUCCUUAACAUAAACGACAUAUUUACAAUAUUUUCUUUAGUCUAUUACGUUUAUUUAUACCCUUGCCAUACUAUAAUGACGUAAGAUUAUAACAAUUAACAAAACUCUUUCAUGCAAGUAAAUUAAACCACUUUUUAAACAUCACAUUUUGUAAGCAGAUGACGAGGAUCAAAUAAAAUCAAAUGAAUCCAUGCUAUUCUAUUCAAA
Molecule: messenger RNA, 1679 nt
Organism: Schistosoma haematobium
Lineage: Eukaryota; Metazoa; Platyhelminthes; Trematoda; Strigeidida; Schistosomatidae
Exons: 2
Coding region: 304-642 (112 amino acids)
Source: RefSeq, a predicted model, not a curated record